This is a messenger RNA of Microdochium trichocladiopsis, 1709 nucleotides long. Its product is annotated as MmgE/PrpD family protein. NCBI's taxonomy places the organism in Eukaryota, Fungi, Ascomycota, Sordariomycetes, Xylariales, Microdochiaceae. The coding region runs from base 146 to 1615 and encodes 489 amino acids. Gene Ontology annotation, molecular function: lyase activity. The transcript has a single exon. The record is from RefSeq and is a predicted model, not a curated record.
CUCCUUUCGCCUGUCCUGAUUCUUAAUUCUAGAGGAUGUUGCUUCUGUUGUAUUGUUCCGUUUUCACGGGGACAUACUAGAUCCUAGCGUCUGAGAGCCAGCACCUCCACCAAGCGCAGGGCAGAUACCUCAAACCACCAAAAGCAUGGCAGGUCAGCCACAGCAGGAGCCCGUCCUCGCGGAGCUCUUCUCCAGCCACGCCCUCAACACCAAGUUUACAGACCUAACCCCCGAUGCCGUCGCCCAGGCCAAAGUGUUUAUCCUCGACACCCUGGGCGUCGGCAUCGCUGGCUCCUCGGCCUACGGCGCAGACACAAUCAUCAAGUCGGCCAUGAGCUGGGACGGCUCUGGCCCCUCCGGAUCCAGCAGCGGAGCAUCCAGUGCUUCAGGACAGGCCACGCUAUGGGGCCGUUCCGCGAGGGCUCCGUCCGCAGGCAUCGCGGCCAUGGUGAAUGGCUUCCAGGUGCAUUGCCAGGAAUACGACUGUGUGCAUGAAGGCGCCGUGAUGCACCCGCUUGCAACUCUGCUGCCAGCCGUCAUGGCGUUUGCAGACAAACACGACCGGGCGAUCUCUGGACGGGAGCUGAUUGUCGCGUGUGCCGUCGGCGUCAAUGUCUCUGCUGGAUUGGGCAUCGCGGCCAAGUCUCCGAUGCGGUUCUUCCGGCCUGCCACAGCGGGCGGGUUCGGUGCGGCUGCGGCCGUGGGGAGGUUGAUGGGGUUGGAUGAGGAGACGCUCGUCCGAGCCUUUGGCCUGCAGUACACUCAAACCAGCGGUACGCUGCAGCCGCAUGUUGAGGGCAGUGCUGCGUUGCCACUGCAGGUCGGCUUCAACAGCCGGGCUGCGCUUCAGGCGUGUGACUUGGCACAGGCCGGGAUGCCGGGCACGCGGGACUGCUUCGAGGGGACGUAUGGCUACUUGCCACUGAUUGAGGGCCCGGUGCCGUGGGAUUUGUCCGGAACCAUGGAGGGUAUCAAUGGCAGACGGUGGCUCAUUGCCGAGAUCAGCCACAAGCCAUACCCUGCUGGCCGGGCCACUCAUGGAGGCGUCGAGGGUAUUCUCGAGCUCAUGAAGCAGGGCGGCUCGACGGUGACACCAGAUCAGAUCGAGAACAUCACCAUCACAGGACCGCCCGUGACGGCGAGGCUGUGUUCGCGACCAGAUAUAGAGAAUCCGCCGCCAAACUAUGCCCGGCUGUGCAUGUCGUACAUCGGAGCCAAAGUGGUGCUCAACAACAAGCCAGUGGACCUGGCUCACUACCGGGGCCAGGAACUGACCGACACGGUGACGCAUGACCUGGCCAGGCGAAUUCGCAUGGUGUCGGAUGGCGGAGACGACCCGGCUGCGCUGGUGCCGAUUAGCGUCGAGAUGAAGGUCCAGGGAGAAGCCAAAGCUCGCAGCUGGAGGUGUGAGCAGAUGCUGGCUAGCCCAACGCGACGACUGCCCCGCGAACAACAUCUGACGAAGUUCCGGAGAUGCUGGGAGUUCUCUGCGGAGCCACUUCCCGAGAAGAACAGGGACAGGUUGAUCGCCUUGGUGGACGAUCUUGAGAACUUGGGCGAUAUCAGAGCGUUGACAGAUAUGAUGGCGCCCCCAGCUGCUAGCGCUCGAUUAUAGACUUCCUCGUGUUGAAACAAAGAUAGUGUGAUACAAUUUUAUCGAACAAUGGAUGCCGCAGACCUUUGUGUGAGAUCUGUCGCGAGCCCACGUG